This is a messenger RNA of Neopsephotus bourkii (Bourke's parrot), 4138 nucleotides long. RefSeq names its product phosphodiesterase 9A (gene PDE9A). Gene Ontology annotation, biological process: cGMP catabolic process. The transcript has 18 exons. Lineage: Eukaryota; Metazoa; Chordata; Aves; Psittaciformes; Psittacidae. The coding region runs from base 384 to 1940 and encodes 518 amino acids. The record is from RefSeq and is a predicted model, not a curated record. Gene Ontology annotation, molecular function: 3',5'-cyclic-GMP phosphodiesterase activity.
UGUAACAGGAGCUGGUCAGCCCCAGGGUCAGAGCUACCAUGGGGAUGCCCAGCAGCUCUCAGCCCUGAAGCCAAGAGGGGUUGUUGCUAUGGGAAUCAAGAGGGUACUUGCAGACAGCAGCUGGAGCCCGUGUCUUUCCCUGUUCAAGGCAGCUGGAUUUGGAGAGAAGCAAAACUAAAAGGAGGUGACAGAGAGAGACAGAGGCACAGCAAAAUUCAUGCAUGUUAGAGGAGGGACCUUCCCAGAAUGAGAGUACAGUGGGAUACAGAAGAGCAGGGACACCAAACUGUCAGGCAGCGGUGGCUCAGCUUGGUAGGAUAAACCUAAUUUUCUCCUCUGUUUGUUGCUGGAAAAAAGUCCAGUGAAAACCCAGCUGUAGCAAGAUGGGAUCUGCCUCCUCAACUUACCGGUCCAAGUGUAUUUAUUUGGAUAUUGAUGGAAGAAUUCAAAAGGUGAUCUUUAGUAAAUACUGCAAUUCCAAAGAUAUUAUGGAUCUCUUCUGCAUUGCAACAGGGUUACCAAGGAAUACAACAAUCUCCCUUUUGACAGCAGACAACUGCAUGGUAUCCAUUGAUCCAACAAUGCCUGCAAACUCGGAGAGGUCCCCAUACAAAGUGAUACCUGUUGCCACUGUGCAGCUCUCAGAGAAAGAAGAAUUGUUCCAGAAUUUAUUGGGACAGAUUGCUGAGCAGUUCUCAAGGGUUUUUAAAAUCAAUGAGCUGAAAACGGAAGUAGCUAAUCACUUGGCAAUGCUGGAGAAAAAGGUUGAAUUGGAAGGCCUGAAAGUAGUGGAGAUUGAGAAAUGCAAGAGCGACAUUAAAAAGAUGAGGGAGGAAAUGGCAGCUAGAAGCAGCAGGACGAACUGUCCCUGCAAGUACAGCUUUUUGGAUGAAAACAAGAGACCAACUCCCCGGCGGGAUGUACCAUCCUAUCCAAAGUACAUGCUGUCACAGGAGACCAUUGAAGCACUUCGGAAGCCAACCUUUGACGUAUGGCUGUGGGAGCCCAAUGAGAUGCUGAGUUGCUUGGAACACAUGUACCAUGAUCUUGGACUGGUAAAAGACUUCAAUAUCAAUCCUAUUACGUUAAAGAGGUGGUUGCUGUGUAUUCAUGACAAUUACAGAAACAACCCCUUCCAUAAUUUCCGGCACUGCUUCUGUGUGACCCAGAUGAUGUACAGCAUGAUCUCGCUCUGCAGCCUCCAGGAGAAAUUUUCCCAAAUAGACAUCUUGAUUCUCAUGACUGCAGCAGUGUGCCAUGACCUGGACCAUCCAGGCUACAACAAUACCUAUCAGAUAAACGCACGGACUGAGCUUGCGGUACGUUACAAUGACAUCUCCCCGCUGGAGAACCACCACUGUGCUGUGGCUUUCCAGAUCAUUUCCCAGCCAGAAUACAACAUUUUCUCCAACGUUAACCAGGACCAAUUCAAACAGAUAAGACAGGGGAUAAUUACAUUAAUCCUGGCUACAGACAUGGCGAGACAUGCAGAAAUACUGGACUCUUUCAAGGAAAAAAUGGAAAAUUUUGAUUACUCAAAUGAAGAACACAUGACCUGUCUGAAGAUGGUACUGAUAAAAUGCUGUGAUAUCUCCAAUGAAGUCCGCCCAAUGGAAGUAGCAGAGCCCUGGGUAGACUGCUUACUAGAGGAAUAUUUUAUGCAGAGCGAUCGAGAAAAAUCUGAGGGGCUUCCAGUGGCACCAUUCAUGGACCGUGAUAAAGUGACCAAGCCAACAGCACAGAUUGGCUUUCUGAAGUUUGUUCUCAUCCCCAUGUUUGAAACGGUAACAAAGCUGUUCCCAGAAGUGGAGGAGGUAAUGCUCCAGCCCCUUUGGGAAUCCAGGGACCACUAUGAGGAAUUAAAACAGAUAGAUGAUGCUAUGAAAGAGUUGCAGAAAAAGAAAAGUGACAGUUUGACCACUGGAAGUACUGAAAAGUGAGAUGAAAAGGUCUGAACAAGACACAAUCCCUGAGGUUAUUCUGGUUUUGAGAAGUGCUCUGUUUGCCAAACAGACGUGGUGGCUACAUCAAAAUCCAACUGGGACCAUGUACACAGCAGUGGUGGCAGGCACAGAUGCCUCACAGACCUGUCUGCCUGCCUGGGCGCCUUGUCUACAGCCUGCAGCCUCCUGACAUUGGCACUUCCAGCAUCAGCACCAAGGAUUCCCCAUGUUCCGGCAUGUCCUCUGCUGCGCACAUUGCACGUGUUUCAGCACAGCUCAAAUCUUCAGCAGGUUUGCCUUUCUGGUGACCACAUUGACUGCAGUGCGCAGAGACAAAGCAGUUUAGCUAAGGAGCCUUUUCUGGAAAACAAGCCACUGGCACCCAAAACCAAACGAAACAGUUGGUUUAGUCAAGAUAUAACGUAUGUGUGUACAGCAGUAUGCUAAUUACAGCAUAGCUUAACAGAUGCUUAUAUUCUGACAAGGGUCCUGGCAUAUAUUUUUGUGUGCCUAUUAGGCCCUAAUGACACAUUUCUCUGUAUUGCUCUCUGAAUUUUAUAGUGUUCACAGUACAUUCAGAAGCCCAGCAUAGUGGACUCAUACACUAGAAGAAGUCAGAAGAAACCUCAGUGAGUUUGCAGGUUCUUUCUGUGGCCUAGUACGAUUAGACAUCAUGGGAUCCUUCAGCAUGAGCAAAGGAGUACGAAGCUGAAACCACUGUGCAAGCAAAUUUUUAUCCUCAUGGAUGCAAAAAGCACCAAUGAGAAAAGCCUUCAAAGAUGUACAGAUUUUUUUUUUUUUUUACUUUUAAACUGAUCUGCUAAAUAAUAUAUUCUUCUACAGAAAUGGCUGUUGUGCUUGUUUUCUUUUGUGUGUGUUCAGGUGAAAACUGUAUCUGUUCAUAAAGACAAACACUUUCAUAAUGAAUACAAGGGGCUGUAAAGGAGAGGUGAGUCUUGGGGGAGAAUCUCUAGAAACAUUCUCUGUGGUAUCCUUGCAUCAUAAGUGCAACACCAAGAGAUCUUCACUUCCACUGAUGACUUUACUUUGUCAUCAGUGAGCCAUUGCUGGCUCCAGGGAUGCAAGCUCUGCCCGGAGCUGCACUUGUGCGGAUAGCCAGCACUACUGUGAUCAACUCCUGUGCACCACCUUCCCAAAGGGGAGGCCAGAAGAAACCCCCUUCCUCAUGGCUACAAGAGGAGAGCCCCCACCAUGCUGCUCACCUGAUCCUGGCUUUUCCCACUGCGGAAAGGUCAUACUGCCUUGGGGUUUCAGCGGUGAGUAUCAGUUCCUGUCACAGCGUGGCUGAUGAGACCAGUGAUUCACGUGCAUUUGCUGGCAUCCCCCCACUAACAGCCAUAGGCAUGCAGCCAGGGAAGCAUGAUGCAAAUUGCUCUUGUCCUCCUUGGCUCAGUUCUUGAGGCUGCCCCAUCACUUUGCUAGGUAUGAUAGCAAUAAGGGUGACAUUAGUGCUUUGCCUUUGCAAAGUCCGAAGCCGCAUGCAUUGUCUUACCUUGCUCUUCAAAAGAGAUGAAUGGGUGGGGGCCAGUCUUUCCCCCCAUGACCCAGGAAGCACCUUAGGAAGGUCAGCCUCUCUGCAGUGUGUCUGCUACGAAGCUCAGCCCUGAACAGAAACUCAGCCUUCUGCUCUGGAAAUUCAGAUUUAUUCUCCUGUUGUUUCUGCAAAUUAAUUCUUAGCUCAACUCUUGUUUCUCCACCAGUGCCAUUGUCUGGUCUCUUUCUUGUGCAUAAAACUGUACUACUUUGAGUACUCUCCAGUCGCUCAGGGAGAACAGUAUUAUCUUGAAACAUCCACCUCUGUACCCUAUUUCUACUUGCACACUUCUAGAGACCCAGGACUAGCUCAUGGCCAGUGCUCUCUGCUGCUUCCUCUUUCUGCCUAGGUUGCUUUCUCCUUUAAACAGCUUUGUGUGUGUGGUUUUGGGCUUUCUACUCCAAACUAGAAAAGGGUCUGAUCUCUGGAUUUGAACAGUCCAGGGGGACUCCAAAGGAGAUGGGAAGAUCCAAGCACAGGGUCAGCUCCAAGCUACACAGACAUCUUCAUGAAUGGAUGAACUAAGCCCUAGUUUUGAUUAACCUCAAACUUUUGAUGCUUGAAAGUUGGAUCUUAAUUAUGUGGUUUGGGCCUUAUUUCUGUACUAAAUCUUAUAAUCCAAAGUACAUUGUGACCCAGA